Brachypodium distachyon (stiff brome) is the source of this 1330-nucleotide messenger RNA. RefSeq lists its product as uncharacterized. The transcript is spliced from 2 exons. Lineage: Eukaryota; Viridiplantae; Streptophyta; Magnoliopsida; Poales; Poaceae. The coding region runs from base 87 to 1121 and encodes 344 amino acids. The record is from RefSeq and is a predicted model, not a curated record.
AAUCAUACAUACAUCAGCAUCAAAACACAGCUAACAAAGACUGAGCUAGCUAAGCUUUGUGAGCAGGAGUUGUUGUUAACUUGGCAAUGGCGAGGGUGGGAGCCGUGCUGCUUCCCCUGGCCUUCGCGGCGCUCAUCCUUCUCGCCGCCGCGCAGUCCGACAAGCCUGAUCAGACGCCCAAGGAGAGGCCACCCAAGGCCCAGGGCCCGAAGCCCAAGCCCAAGCCCAUGAGAGUCAAGUGCAACGAGAAGCGCAAGGUGAACCCCUUCUGCUUCAACCGCAACAUGGACUGCCCGGCCUACUGCCCCCAGUCCUGCUACGCCGACUGCGACGCCUGCAAGCCCGUCUGCGUGUGCAGCAUGCCGGGGGCGUGCGGCGACCCACGGUUCAUCGGCGGCGACGGCAACGCCUUCUACUUCCACGGCAAGAAAGACGCCGACUUCUGCGUCGUCUCCGACAGGGACCUCCACAUCAACGCGCACUUCAUCGGCAAGAGCGGCGCGCCCGGCAUGUCCCGUGACUUCACCUGGAUCCAGGCUAUCGGUGUCCUCUUCGACGGCCACAGCCUCUACGUCGGCGCCAGGAAGACCGGCUCCUGGGACGACGACGUCGACCACCUGGAGAUCACCCUCGACGGCGAGCCCGUGGAUCUCCAGGACGAUGCCAAGUGGACGUCCGGCCUCGUCCCGGCCCUGUCCGUGACCCGGACCAAGGCCGCCAAUGGCGUGCUCGUCGCCGUUGACGGCAAAUUCAGUGUCAGGGCCAACGCCGUGCCGAUCACCGAGGAAGAGUCCAGGGUGCACCGCUACGGGGUCACCGCCGACGACUGCCUCGCGCACCUCGAGCUGGCGUUCAAGUUUGAAGCUCUCACCGACGACGUGCACGGCGUCGUAGGGCAGACUUACCGCUCCGAUUACGUGAACGCUUUCGACGUCAGGGCAUCCAUGCCCACCAUGGGAGGGGAUGCCAGCUUCACCACGUCCGGCAUGUUCGCCGCCGACUGCGCUGUGACGCGCUUCGGACCUGGCCGUGGCAAGGAUGCUGCUGCCUUGAUGUCGGAGCUCGCUAGUGUCUCCUGCGCCAGCGGCAUGCACGGCCAAGGGGUGGUGUGCAAGAAGUGAAGAGACGGGUGUUCAGUUGUGUUUGGCAGGAUAUAUGCUAUCAGCGUCGCUGCCAAGCACAGCAACAAUAAGUGCUGCCGUCAAAUGACGUGGUGAAAUAUGCAUGGUUGUGCACACUACUCAAUAAUGUAUGACGACCAUCUUCAAUUAGUAUGUUGUAUUAUGUUGCAUCAACAUUAAAUAAAUGUGAGAUUUAUGAACAUUGUUUA